AUGCAGCCUGCAGUUGUUGGCACUCGUGCGCACUCGGGGAUUCUCACCCCCUCUCUUUAUUCCCUUUCUCCCCUUUCUCCCCUUUCAUGGGUCAACAUAUUUCUUUCUUUCGUUCUUUCUUUCUUUUCUCUAUCAUUUCUUUCUUUCGUUCUUUCUUUCUUUUCUCUAUCAUUUCUUUCUUUCUUUCUUUUCUCUACCAUUUCUUUCUUUCUUUCUUUCUUUCUUUCUUUCUUUUCUUUUUCUUUCUUUCUUUCUUUCUUUCUUUCUUUCUUUCUUUCUUUCUUUCCUCUACCAUUUCUUUCUUUCUUUUCUCUACCAUUUCUUUCUUUCUUUCUUUCUUUCUUUCUUUCUUUUCUUUACCAUUUCUUUCUUUCUUUCUUUCUUUCUUUCUUUCUUUCUUUCCUCUACCAUUUCUUUCUUUCUUUUCUCUACCAUUUCUUUCUUUCUUUCUUUCUUUCUUUCUUUCUUUCUUUCUUGUUCACUCACUCUCUUUUCUUUUUUUUUUUUCUUUCUCGUUUUUCCACUUCUUUAUUUGACUUAUCAUUUUUAUUUUUUUUUCUUUUCUCCUUUACUUUCUUUCUUUCUUUCUUUCUUUCUUUCUUUCUUUUCUUUCUUUCCAUUUUCUUUGUUUUUAUUAUUCCGUUUUUUUUUACUUUUUCCACCUUCAUUUUAUUUUCUUUUCUUUCUUUCUUUUCUUUCUUUCUUUUUUCUUUUCUACCAUUUCUUUCUUUCUUUUCAUUUUCUUCCGUUCAUUUUUUCUUUCUUUCUUUCUUUCUUUCUUUCUCUUUCAUUUCUUUUCUUUUUCUUUCUUUCUUUCUUUCUUUUCUCUAUUCAUUUCUUUCUUCUUUCUUUCUUUUCUCUAUCAUUUCUUUCUUUCGUUCUUUUUUCUUUUCUCUAUUUUCUUUCUUUUUCUUUUCUCUACCAUUUCUUUCUUUCUUUCUUUCUUUCUUUUCUUCUUUCUUUCUUUCUUUCUUUCUUUCUUUUUCUUUCUUUCCUCUACCAUUUCUUUCUUUCUUUUUUCUUUCUUUCUUUUUCUUUCUUUCUUUUUCUUUCUUUCUUUUCUCUACCAUUUCUUUCUUUCUUUCGUUCAUUUCUUUCUUGCUUUCAUUUCUCUACCAUUUCUUUCUUUCUCUCUUUCUUUACCAUUUUUUUCUUUCUUUCGUUCUUUCUUUCUUUUCUAUACGAUUUCUUUCUUUCUUUCUUUCUUUCUUUCUUUUCUCUACCAUCCAUUUCUUUCUUUCUUUUUUCUACCAUUUCUUUCUUUUCUCUACUAUUUCUUUCUUUCUUUCUUUCUUUCUUUUCUUUUCUUUCUUUCUUUCUUUCUUUCUUUCUUUCUUUCAUUUCUUUACCAUUUCUUUAUUUCUUUCUUUCUUUACCAUUUCUUCCUUUCUUUCUUUCUUUCUUUCUUUCUUUCUUUCUUUCUUUCUUUCUUUCUUUCUUUCUUUUGUGACUUUCAUUGUUUCCUUUCCUGUUUUUCUUACGUCCGCUCCCCUAAAGACACAUUCACUUCAUCGCUGUGUCUCCCUUCUGAUUUCACCCCAGGCCUCCGCACGUCUGGAGCUGAUUGUUUCUUAUUAG
This is a messenger RNA of Acanthosepion pharaonis, 1578 nucleotides long. The record is from the annotation of a GenBank genome assembly. Lineage: Eukaryota; Metazoa; Mollusca; Cephalopoda; Sepiida; Sepiidae.